AUGGAAUGGCGUCGUAGGAGGAAGUGGCAGUGUGUUGCAGUGUUUCCGCUGCGUGGUGAAUGGCAAGGGGCAAGUCCCUGGGCCUUUGCCAUAGUCAAGGUUCUUCCUGAGAAGAAAUUGUAUUCUCCUCUGGCUUAAAUAGGGGUUUUCGUGUGCUGCAGAAGCUUCUAGCGGUGUACAAAUAACCUCCUGAUAGGCCUACGUAAAGUUAGGCGGAGCGCCUUCCAGGAAACAUGCCUGAGAAAAAAAAGAUGGCUGGAGGAAAGAAGAAGCGAGCUGACAAAGAGAAAAAAUCAAAACGGAAAGCUGAAGAAGAAGAAGAGUAUGUUCCAGAAGAUGACUUCGAUGAUUUAGGAGAUGAUGCUGGUGAGGUUCCAGAAGCUGCAAAAAAGGAUGUGGAGCAAGCAGGAGAGGCAGUUCAGGAAGAUGAAUAUGGUGCCAAGGACUAUAGAUCCUUGGUCACAUUGAAACCUGAUCAUUCAUCAAGACCUCUUUGGGUUGCUCCCAAUGGGCAUGUAUUCCUGGAGGCCUUCAGUCCUGUGUACAAGCAUGCACAUGACUUCCUCAUUGCCAUUGCUGAACCAGUGUGUCGACCAGAGCACAUUCAUGAGUACAAGUUAACUCCAUACUCAUUGUAUGCUGCUGUGAGUGUUGGCCUUCAGACUCAGGAUAUCAUAGAAUACCUCCGUCGCCUGAGCAAGACCACUGUACCUGAUGGGAUCAUAGAAUUCAUCCGCAUGUGCACCUUGUCUUAUGGAAAGGUCAAAUUGGUUCUGAAACACAAUCGAUAUUUUGUGGAGAGCAAUUUUCCUGAAGUACUGCAAAAAUUAUUGAAGGACCCAGUAAUACAAGAGUGUCGCUUGCGGCAUAAGGUUGAUGAGGAACAUGAGGAUUUAAUUACAGAGGAAGAAGCCAAAGCAAAGGGUAUCCAGUUUGGUGCCAAAAACCCAGAGAAGGAAAAGAAACCUGGAGAAAAUGGGACUGGAAAAGAAGAAGAAACAAGUGAUCCCAAACCAUCUGUCCCAGAUGAUAUCAGUAGUUUCUAUGCCAAGCUAGACAAGGAAGAUGAUGAUGAAGAGGAGCAGGAGCAGAAGCACCAGAUAGUAUCUUUUGAAGUUAAACAGGAGAAAAUUGAGAUACUGCAGAAGCGAUGCAUUGACCUGGACUAUCCUCUCUUGGCAGAAUAUGACUUUCGGAAUGACACUCAUAACCCAGAUAUAAACAUCGACCUGAAGCCUUCAGCCAUUCUUCGUCCAUAUCAGGAGAAGAGUCUGCGGAAGAUGUUUGGUAAUGGGAGAGCGAAAUCUGGUGUCAUUGUCCUUCCAUGCGGUGCUGGAAAGAGUUUGGUGGGUGUGACUGCUGUUUGUACUCUGAGGAAACGUGCCCUGAUCUUGUGCAAUUCAGGAGUGUCUGUGGAGCAGUGGAAACAACAAUUGAAGAUGUGGUCCACUGCGGAUGACACUGUGAUCUGCCGGUUCACAUCAGAAGCAAAAGAUAAGCCCAUUGGGUCUUCCAUCCUCAUCACCACAUAUUCCAUGAUCACUCAUCAACAGAAGAGGUCUUGGGAAGCUGAAAGAACCAUGGAAUGGCUACAGCAGCAGGAAUGGGGUGUCAUGGUCCUUGAUGAGGUGCAUUCAAUCCCAGCAAAGAUGUUUCGUCGAGUCCUGACGUUGGUCCAGGCCCAUUGCAAACUGGGUCUUACAGCCACACUGGUGCGAGAGGAUGACAAGAUUGCUGACCUUAACUUCCUCAUAGGCCCCAAACUCUAUGAAGCCAACUGGCUGGAACUCCAGCAGGCAGGAUUCAUUGCUCGAGUCCAAUGUGCUGAAGUCUGGUGUCCCAUGAGCCCUGAGUUCUACCGAGAGUACCUCCACUGUUCCUCUGCUAAAAAGCUGCUGCUGUAUGUGAUGAACCCCAACAAGUUCAGAGUCUGUCAAUUUCUGAUCCGUUAUCAUGAGCGGCGGAACGACAAGGUCAUUGUCUUCUCAGACAAUGUGUUUGCACUGAAACACUAUGCCAUUGCCAUGGGUAGACCCUACAUUUAUGGCCCCACAUCUCAAUCUGAGCGACUGCAGAUCCUGCAGAACUUCAAGUACAACCCAAAAGUGAACACAAUCUUUGUGAGCAAAGUAGCUGAUACAUCAUUUGACCUCCCAGAAGCCAACGUCCUGAUCCAGAUCUCGUCUCAUGGUGGAUCCCGACGACAAGAAGCUCAGCGUCUCGGCCGCAUCCUUCGUGCCAAGAAAGGAGCAAUUGCAGAGGAGUUCAAUGCCUUUUUCUACACCCUCGUUUCCCAAGACACAAUGGAGAUGUCAUAUUCCCGAAAGAGACAGCGAUUCCUCAUCAACCAGGGCUACAGCUACAAGGUUGUGACUCAGCUACCAGGCAUGGAUAAGGAGGAGCUUCAGUAUGGUACAAAGGAAGAGCAGGGCCAGCUCCUGCAGCAGGUUCUUGCAGCCAACGACUCAGAAGCAGAUGAAGAACGCAUGCCCGGUGAUCCCUCUCGACCUUCCUCUACUUGGCGAAAGGGAACGAGUAUGUCGUCAAUGUCGGGAGCAGAUGACAAUGUCUACAUGGAGUUUAGGAAGUCCUCUGGACAGCACAAGCACCCUCUCUUCAAGAAGUUUCGAAGAUAAUUUCACCCUCCUUCACUUUUGUGAAUGUCUGUGAUGUGAUGAGUUUGUUCACCCCAAGAGAAAAGUCAGUGA
This is a messenger RNA of Darwinula stevensoni, 2708 nucleotides long. The record is from the annotation of a GenBank genome assembly. NCBI's taxonomy places the organism in Eukaryota, Metazoa, Arthropoda, Ostracoda, Podocopida, Darwinulidae.